This is a messenger RNA of Aspergillus udagawae, 495 nucleotides long. It is a transcript of the gene pex4, whose product is annotated as putative ubiquitin conjugating enzyme (UbcJ). The record is from RefSeq and is a predicted model, not a curated record. Bases 1 to 495 code for a protein of 164 amino acids. The transcript is spliced from 2 exons. NCBI's taxonomy places the organism in Eukaryota, Fungi, Ascomycota, Eurotiomycetes, Eurotiales, Aspergillaceae.
AUGGCGUCAAACUCGACGACGCAACGCCUCCUCCGCGAACUGAAAGACUACACCAAAUCCCCGAACGAGGCCUUGCUCCAUCUAGGUCCAGUAGAUGAAGAUGAUCUCUUACACUGGGAAGCAGUCCUGAAGGGCGUCAAAGGCACACCAUACGAAGGCGGCCUCUGGGGUCUCAAAAUCGCCAUCCCACCGAACUACCCCCUCGCGCCGCCAAAAAUCCACUUCACGACUCGCAUCUCCCACCCCAAUAUCUCCUUCACAACGGGCGAGAUAUGUCUCACGCUCCUAACGACCGAGCACUGGAGCCCCGUCUACACACUCUCGACGACGUUAACAGCCAUCCACCAGUUGCUCACUGACCCGCGGCCGGAUUCGCCGCUGAACGUCGAUGUGGCGGCGCUACUGCGCGACGGGGAUAUCCCGGCGUGGGAGAGUAUCGUUCGAUAUUGGACUGAGGAGGAGAGAUGGCAGGGGCAGGGGACUGUUAGUCGAUGA